This is a messenger RNA of Perca fluviatilis (European perch), 1275 nucleotides long. Its product is annotated as PRELI domain-containing protein 1, mitochondrial-like. The coding region runs from base 257 to 880 and encodes 207 amino acids. The transcript has 6 exons. Gene Ontology annotation, biological process: phospholipid transport. NCBI's taxonomy places the organism in Eukaryota, Metazoa, Chordata, Actinopteri, Perciformes, Percidae. Gene Ontology annotation, cellular component: mitochondrial intermembrane space. Gene Ontology annotation, molecular function: phosphatidic acid transfer activity. The record is from RefSeq and is a predicted model, not a curated record.
AAGUACACCGUUAUUAUGAUGUGUAUGUUAUGAUGCACUUUAUCUCCUGCUUUCCUUUCUCUGCGGCUUCAAAUCUAAACGGAAACUAACCUGCUGCUGCGUGUUUACUGUGCGCUGCCACUUCUCUGUCCCCCCCGGGGCUUUUAACACCAAACUGCUGCUGAAAACCAAAAGGCUGCAGCACCUGAAUGAGUCUGUGAGUGUGUGUGAGUGUGUGUGUGUGUGUGUGUGUGUGUGUGUGUGUGUGUGUUUAAACAUGGGGAGGUAUUUCCAGAGUGAGGUCGACAUUAAUAGUCCGUGGUAUCAGGUUCUGGCCGCCUUCUGGCAGCGCUACCCGAACCCAUACAGCACCCAUGUGCUCACCGAGGACGUCCUGUACCGCGAGGUCACCCCUAGCAACCGCCUGUUGUCGCGGCGCCUGCUGACCAAAACCAACCGGUUGCCGGGCUGGGCGGAGCGCGUGUUCCCGGCUCACAUGGCUCGCCGCGUCUACGUGCUGGAGGACUCGGUGGUCGACCCCGAGACACACACACUCACCACGCGCACCUGGAACAUCAACCACAACAAGCUGAUGACGGUGGUCGAGGGCUGUUUGUUUGAGGAAGACUGCAGUCGGCCAUCUUGGACCAAACUGAGGAGGGAGGCCUGGAUCAUCUCCACGGUCCGCGGCCUGGCCCGGCCCAUACAGGAGUUCGGGCUCGCCAGGUUCAGGAGUAACCAGGACAAAGCUGUGAAGGGUCUGGAGCACGCUCUGAACAAGAUACAGACUGAGGACCCUCCUCAUCUCCAUGGCGACCAGGGCGAGUCGUCAGAGAAGCAGAAGCCCCUCCCCCCACAGGCCCCGCCCACUUCUACCCAGAAGCCCAAGCAGUUCGUCUGACCUCUGCAGCAGCACUUCUCAAACUGUUUUCACUUUAAUAUAUGUUAAUAUUUGAAUAUUUUUUAAGUGACGUACCCUGUGAACAGGGUUAGGGUUAACAACAGCGCAAAAUAUUUUGGGUAAAAAAUACUAAAAAGUCUCUAUAAGAGGACCAGUACAGUGCUGGGAGUAACUGAGAAAUAUUUAAAUGCUACAUUAAUUUUAAAUGUUAAGAAUUAAUUCAUUGUUAUAAUUUAAUUAUUUUAGGAUUUAUGUUGUGUACAUAUAUAUAUGUGUGUGUAUAUAUUAUGACGUAUUUAACAUUUGGCAAAAAUCUCAUGUACCCCCUGCAGUACUUCAAAUUACACACACACACACACGUAUAUGUAUGUACACACACGCACAGACACACUCAC